This is a messenger RNA of Saccostrea cuccullata (small rock oyster), 1061 nucleotides long. RefSeq names its product complement C1q-like protein 4. The record is from RefSeq and is a predicted model, not a curated record. Gene Ontology annotation, molecular function: protein binding. The transcript has 3 exons. NCBI's taxonomy places the organism in Eukaryota, Metazoa, Mollusca, Bivalvia, Ostreida, Ostreidae. The coding region runs from base 276 to 809 and encodes 177 amino acids.
UGAACUAGUCAUGUCUUGGCACCGGCAACCUGUAAACCAGGAACAUGGCGGUAUUAUUUGAAACAAUUGAAAAACCUCUCAGCAUUAGCAACAGCUGUCUUGUAGUGCAUUUUGAUAUUUGUUAAUUGGUAUGAGAACCUAUAAACAACAUGACAAAGUAAAUAACUCAAUGACUGUACUAUUUACAGACAAAUAUAUACCAAACUAUAUAAAAUGGCUCUGAAAGUACUCUAUCAGCCUCAGGAAAGGGAAAACAUUUUACCAGGUACAAUAAGAUGCAGGAUUUGACAGUUCUGACUUUCAUCCUGUUCAUAUGCUCGUGGAACUGCAUGGUUUCAGGGAAAAGUUUGCUUACAAAUCUAAUGAAACAAGCAGAAACGCUUCAACAUGGUCUUGAUUUAGCCUCAAAAGUUGGUGAUAUAGGGUCACACAGAAAUGACGUAGCUUUCACUGCUGUGCCAACAAGUUCGCGGUCCUACAGCUCUGGGUCUGUGUUACGAUUUAAUUCAGUCAAAAUCAACCAUGGCAACGCUUUCAGCACCAGUAACUACCGUUUCACGGCCCCAUCAGCUGGCUUGUAUGUUUUCUCCUGGAGCAUUGCCACUCACAAAAGCUAUUACGGAAACUCAAGGCUGAUGAAAGAUGGAUCAACCUAUCAUCAAACUUAUUGCCAGAAAACCUAUGCGCAAUGUGGUUCUACCAUUACAAUAUGGCUUAACAAAAACAACCAGGUCUGGGUUACAUCUGGAACUUCAAGCUUUUAUGCAUAUGGUACAUACUCAUCCUUUUCUGGAUGGAAAAUACACUAAAUGUUUCGGAGAAAGAGCAGGCUAUGUAUUACCUCUAAAUAAUUCUUGUUUCCACACAGAAAUUAAAAAAAAUUCUGAAGUUAAAUGUUGCUUUUUUUUAUUGUCAAUGAAGUAUUAUCAACAGUUUGACAAGAAAUUACAAGUAAUGUACGAAAAAAGUAUGUUAAUUUGAAAAUACAUGUAAAAGUUAGAAACACUGUGUAGAUAGUUUAAAUUGGAAAUGUUUAUCAAGAGUCCAACUAAUAGGCCUUG